AUGCCCAUCGCACUCAGGGACCUCGAGAAGGUCAGAAUCUGUAUUGACAGAGAAGGAACCUUCUGCGAUGUGAUCGCUAUGACAGAGACGAAAGGUAAUCACCUUGUGAAACUUCUCUCAGUUGACCCCUCCAAUUACCCGGAUGCACCUCGAGAAGGUGUCCGACGUGUUCUCGAAUGGUUCACAGGCGAGAAGAUUCCAAGAGAUCAGCCAAUUGACACGUCCCGCAUCGAGUACCUUCGCAUGGGUACUACAGUUGCUACGAACGCUCUAUUGGAAAGAAAAGGUGAGAGGUGUGCUUUAUUGAUAGGUUUCAAGGAUGGCCUAGAAAUUGGUACUCAAAGUAGACCCUUCCUUUUCCAACUCGCCAUCAAAAAACCUGAUGUACUGUACACCAAGGUGGUCGAGAUAGAUGAGAGGCUCGCUUUGGACUGGCCUGGUUUUAAGGGUGAUCCAGCUGUCACACAAGCCGGAGAACUGGUUACCGGUCCAAGUGGUGCUCCGAUGAGAAUCUUGAAACCAGUCGACCCCGGCGCUGUCCGAAAGGACUUGCAAGCUUUGUACGAUGAGGGAUAUCGAUCCAUUGCGAUUGUCCUGGUACACAGUUACCUUUACGACGCUCACGAGAAGCAGGUAGAAGCUAUUGCCAAAGAAAUUGGAUUCCGACACAUCUCCGUUUCAGCUGAUCUACAACCUAUGAUCAACCUAGUGUCACGUGGUUCAAGUGCUACCGCCGAUUCGUAUCUUACACCUGAAGUUCGAAGAUACCUUGAAGGUUUCGCUUCGGGUUUCAAAGGUGGACUCGACGAUUCAUCAUGCAGGGUCAACUUCAUGCAGUCGGAUGGGUCGUUGUGUGAUUUCAGGAAGUUCUCAGGUCCCCAAGCUAUCUUAUCUGGACCUGCUGGGGGUGUCGUCGGUUACGCCAGAACCUGUUAUGAUGCCCUUGAUGGUUCCCCUGUUGUGGGCUUCGACAUGGGUGGUACUUCAACCGAUGUUUCCCGAUAUGGAGGAAAGUACGAGCACACAUUUGAGACUACCACCGCGGGUGUGACUAUCCAAACCCCUCAGCUUGAUAUUAACACUGUCGCUGCUGGAUGUGGCAGUAUUCUGACCUAUAGGAACGGACUCUUCGUGAUUGGUCCAGAGUCAGCUGGUGCCCAUCCAGGUCCAGCAUGUUAUAGGAAAGGAGAACCUCUGACAGUCACCGAUGCGAACCUGUUCCUUGGUCGACUCCACAUUGAUUCCUUCCCUAAGAUCUUCGGUCCCACAGAGGAUCAGCCAUUGGAUUAUGAGAUCGUCCGACAGAAUUCUCUUACUGCUGCUGAAGUGGCAUGUGGUUUCGUCAACGUCGCCAACUCGUCAAUGGCUAGACCUAUCCGAGCUUUGACUGAACAAAGAGGUUUCGCUACCAGUGCUCACAAUCUUGCAUGUUUCGGUGGUGCAGGUGGUCAACAUGCUUGUGCUUUGGCUGCUUUGUUGGGAAUGCACAAUGUUUUGGUGCACAAAUAUUCUUCAUUACUUUCCGCCUACGGUAUGGCAUUGGCAGACAUCGCUGUAGAUGUCAGCGAAACAUGUCAAUACCAGUACAACGCAAACACCCUUCCAGCUCUGCUCGAUCGGAUCGAAAAGCUGAAGUCCAAAGCACAUGAACGACUUAUAGCUCAAGGUGUUCACGAGAUAGAUGUCACUUAUGAGUGCUACCUGAACAUCAAAUAUAGAGGCAGUGAUACCAAAUUGAUGAUCCUGCAACCUAAGGAUGGCGACUUCGCUCGGGCUUUCAUCGAACAGCACAAACGGGAAUUCUCGUUCACUCUCGAAGCUCCCAUCGAAGUUGAGGAUAUCAGAGUACGAGGAAUUGGCUUGGGUGAAGAUGCAGAGAAGAAUAACGUAUCCACCUACGUCGAAGAGCUCACUCAGCUACCGGAUGUUCCUGUAGCCAAGGACGCUCACUUUGCAAGUAGUGAUGUCUAUUUCGAGGAAAUUGGCAAAUUCUCGCCAGUCAUGUUGUACAAGCUGGAAACUCUUGCUCCUGGUACUACAAUCAAAGGACCUGCAAUCAUCCUUGAUGCCACUCAAACUAUCCUUGUACACCCUCAAAAUACGGCUCGAAUAUUGAAAGAGCACGUUUACAUUGAUGUCGGUCUCGGCCCUCGAAAACAAUUGUCCACUGAGAUUGUGGACCCCAUCCAGUUAUCCAUCUUCUCCCAUCGAUUCAUGGGGAUCGCCGAGCAGAUGGGAAGAGCUCUUCAGAAGACUGCUGUAUCUCUGCAGAUCAAAGAGCGUUUAGACUUCUCCUGCGCUAUCUUUGGUCCGGAUGGUGCUCUAGUCGCCAAUGCCCCCAACGUACCUGUCCAUUUGGGAAGUAUGCAGUAUGCUGUGACGUUCCAAGCAGAGCUUCACAAGGGGAAACUGCGAACGGGCGAUGUCCUCGUAUCUAACACGCCAAGGAGUGGUGGUACCCACUUACCGGAUAUCACUGUCAUCCAGCCUGUCUUCGACGAUGCAGGAGAAGAUAUCGUAUUCUGGGUGGCAGCCAGAGGACAUCACGGAGAUAUAGGUGGGAUCGAUGGCAAUCCAAUGCAUCCCGACUCCACUGAAAGCUGGGAAGAGGGUGCAGCUGUCGACUCGCUUUUCCUUGUUCGAGAUGGGGUUUUCAACGAGAAGGAUAUCGUCGACAUUUUCAUGAAAGCAGGGAAAGCUGAUACUCGGGUAAAAGCUACUAGAGGAUUGGACAAGAAUCUUUCAGAUCUCAAAGCCCAAUGUGCUGCCUGCGCCGUUGGGUCCGCCCAGAUCCACUCUCUCUUCGGUGAAUAUGGCAAGACUGUCGUGCAACAUUAUAUGGCAGCCAUACGGACCAAUGCCGAAUUGGCAGUGCGAAACUUUUUCAAGAGUAGGGGGAGUGAGCCCCUCAUCGCUGAGGAUUACAUGGAUGACGGUACAAUCAUCAAGCUUCGUAUCGACAUCGACCCAGAAGAAGGUUCAGCUACCUUCGACUUUACCGGGACCAGCUGUGAAUCACUAUCUAAUCUCAACGCCCCUAGAUCCGUCACGCAAUCAGCCCUCAUUUACAGUCUUCGAACUCUUAUCGGUACAGACAUGCCAUUGAAUGCAGGUGUACUUGCUCCUGUCACUCUCAUCAUACCCAACGAUACGAUCUUAUCUCCCUCCUUAGAUGCCGCUGUGUCGUCAGGUAACACCGAGACAUCGCAGAGAGUGGUCGAUACAGUUUUCAAGGCUUUCGAAGCCUGCGCGGCAUCUCAGGGAUGCAUGAACACCUUCCAUUCGGAUUAUGAAGACAUGUCAUACGGUGAAACAAUAUGUGGUGGUGCGGGAGCCGGACCCACAUGGAAGGGGCAGUCUGCUGUUCACGUCAAUAUGACAAACACCCGUAUCGGAGAUGUUGAAGUUGCCGGAAAACGAUUCCCACUGUUGAUUAGAGAAUUUUCCAUCAGAAGAGGCUCAAGUGGGAAAGGCAUGAAUAAUGGAGGAGAUGGGAUCCAUAGGGAAUACGAACUCAGAGCGGAUAUGAUGUCCUCUAUCGUAGGCGAAAGACGGGUGAACCAGCCGUACGGUAUGCACGGUGGACAACCAGGAGAACGAGGAGCUACCUAUCUAGUCAGGAAGAGCCAUCUUGGCGAGGGCACGAGAAAGGUGAAACUUAGACCAAGUGCAGCUACCAAGGUUAAAGCGGGAGAUAGAAUCAUUGUACAUAGUCCUGGUGGAGGAGCUUACGGCGCAGUCGAGUCAGACGAUUCAUCACGUCCCUCGAAGCGGGCUAAGCCCAAUAUCGUCCCAGCCGCUAAGCUGGCUCAUCCUAAGCUGGUAGCGAGGGCAAAUGGAAGUUUGGCUGAUUAUGCCGCCACUCAAGAAAGCUGUGAUUAA
This is a messenger RNA of Kwoniella mangroviensis CBS 8507, 3882 nucleotides long. RefSeq lists its product as uncharacterized. The transcript is spliced from 18 exons. Gene Ontology annotation, biological process: glutathione metabolic process. The record is from RefSeq and is a predicted model, not a curated record. The coding region runs from base 1 to 3882 and encodes 1293 amino acids. Gene Ontology annotation, molecular function: 5-oxoprolinase (ATP-hydrolyzing) activity. Gene Ontology annotation, cellular component: cytosol. NCBI's taxonomy places the organism in Eukaryota, Fungi, Basidiomycota, Tremellomycetes, Tremellales, Cryptococcaceae.